Molecule: messenger RNA, 1700 nt
Organism: Capsicum annuum
Lineage: Eukaryota; Viridiplantae; Streptophyta; Magnoliopsida; Solanales; Solanaceae
Product: NAC domain-containing protein 7
Exons: 4
Coding region: 347-1399 (350 amino acids)
Biological process (GO): regulation of DNA-templated transcription
Molecular function (GO): DNA binding
Source: RefSeq, a predicted model, not a curated record
CAUAUUGGUUCAUCGUUCUUCCAUUCUCUUAGCCCUUUUCCAUUUUUGUUCUUCUGACCUUUACCUAGGGAUCUGGUCCGACCGACCAGGAGAAGAUCCACCACAAUUCCCGAGGAUUCAACUUUGAGUUCUCUACCCUUUUUCUAUUUUGUCUUUUUGUCUUGUCUUGUCUUUCUCUUGUCUUUUACUUCUUGGACCACUUUUCUUCACUUGGAGAUCUAACUACUUACUUUUUGUCACAUAAACCCUAUACUCUUCUCUGCUCAAUUUCGACUUUAUUCAGAUCUGUGCGCUUGGAUAAGGUCUGCAUGCUCCAUCUGUCAUAUAUACAUUUGAUUGCAAGAUCAUGAAUGCAUUUUCACAUGUACCUCCCGGAUUUCGAUUCCACCCAACUGAUGAAGAACUUGUAGAUUAUUACCUCAGGAAGAAAAUAACUUUAAGAAAGAUUGACCUUGAUGUUAUCAAAGAGGUGGACCUCUACAAGAUUGAACCAUGGGAUCUUCAAGAGUUGUGCAGAAUAGGGGCAGAAGAACAACAUGAGUGGUACUUCUUCAGCCACAAAGAUAAAAAAUAUCCAACUGGUACAAGAACCAAUAGAGCCACAGCAGCAGGAUUCUGGAAAGCAACAGGAAGAGACAAGGCUAUUUAUUCCAAACACGACUUGAUUGGCAUGAGGAAGACCUUGGUUUUCUACAAAGGAAGAGCUCCUCAUGGUCUAAAAUCUGACUGGAUUAUGCAUGAAUAUCGCCUUGAGACGGAUCCUAAUGGUGCCCCUCAGGAAGAAGGAUGGGUGGUAUGUAGAGUUUUCAAGAAGAAAAUGGUAAGCACGAGGAAAGAAAGUGAGGAGGAGUCACCAAAUUGGUACGAGAAUAAUGAUCCAGUUUCAUUCAUGCCAGACAAUAUUGACUCCCCAAAGCAACAACAUUGUCAGUCUAAUUACCCUUGCAAGAAGGAAUUACUUGAUAUGCACUACCAAAUCCCAGUCACACCAUCUCAUCAUCAACAAUUUCUUCAGCUUCCUCUUUUAGAAAAUCCUAAGUUUCUUCCAGCACCUCCAUCCACCUCAAUUUCAGUGUUCGGCAUUAACGUUAACAAUAAUAGUCACGGUAGCUCUAGUUUGCAGCAGUCUGUCUCCGUUCUCACACGAGAAAAUGUUCAUAUGUAUCCUCAUCCCGACAAUAGUACUAAUGAACAAGUGACCGAUUGGCGAGUGCUCCACAAAUUUGUAGCUUCUCAACUUAGUCAAGAGGAGGUCUCCAAGGAAAAUGUUUACUCAAACACCUUGCAUGGUGCUACCAAUGACUCGAAUUUGGUGGUUCGAGAUUUGAACAAACAAGAAACAGUCACAGAGAAUAACUCCACGGCAUCCUCCUGUUCUGAGAUUGACCUGUGGAAGUGAAGUGAAAUUCCUUGUAAACAAAGUAAAUACUGAUCAUAGCAAAGUACAGUUCUUUAAUUUGUACAUAAUAAUACUACUAAGAAAAACUAUAUGACCUAUAGUCUAUUCAGUUAAGAGGAUGAAUUAACUGCUUAAUGAUGGAAGCAUAGGUGAAUUAUGCAGCAAAUUUUAGCUGCUUGAGUUGUAAUUGAAGCAUUUUCAUUAUGUCAGGCAGGGCCAUCGAUGUUAUGAUAUGAUAGCUACUACUGCUUUUGUUAUGUAAACCAGUGGAUAUUUCAAAUGUGUUUAAUCUGUUACAUUA